UGCAGCAUCCCAAGCAAGUCCGGGCGCUUUGUAGUACCACAUCGGAUCUAACCCAUAGUUUGCCUUACAAACCCCUCAAAAGUUUCCCAUUACGUCUGCUAGGAGCAGGACGUUUGUUUGCAGGUAUAGGUCAUGGUACACCCUCAUGGUUUGCAUGUUGAAAGCAUGCCACACGGUCCGAGCUCUUUUGUAGUCCAUAUCACUGAUGUUUUCGUUAUUCAGCUUAAUGAAGACUGCUGUUUUUCUGUGUGAUGUGCUGUCAUUAUCUCCAAAUUUCUGAAGUCGUCGUUUCCCAGACCCUUGACGAGCUUGUCCAGGAAGCUUGCCAUAAACUUAAAGCUGGGUUAUAGUCCAUUCUGCGCAUGUGCGGGCUUUGUUUACAUCUUUUGUUUUGGUUUGGAUCCACUUCAAUUGUAUAAUAUGAAGUAUACGGCUAUGCAUGCACUAAACAAAUUAUAAAUGAAGGAACCAGGAGUGAAGUUAAUUUUUUUUUUAAAUUGUGCUCUGAAAGACAAGCAAUUAAAUAUUUUAACAGACCACCAAUGGAAGAUAUGUUGCUGAUUAAUUCGACAUUUUUCUUUCGUGUAUUUCGUUAAUGAAAUAUCCAGAAGAGGCCGACACAGCAAAGGUGCCGGGUGCCAGUUCGCAACCCAUUGUACGUAUUCUGAAUAUAAUGUUCGGCAUUGUAAAAUAAACUUUGGAAGUGCCAAAGUAAACAUGAACCUUUCCUUGGGUUAUUUGUUCGUCGAAACACAUUGUCAGAGUCAUUGUUGCUGUCAUGGCAGAUCGAAGUACUCGGAGAAAUUAAGCUUUUCGCUGGAAGAUAUGUGGAGACGAUAUGUUCAUGUCGCGGCUUCUGUUUUCGGUAGAGAGCCUGCAAAAGUACGGGUAGUUUUUGCUCAAGCGCGUGCCACGAAUAGGAUUUUGAUACAUGUAUGAACAAUCGAAGGGUUCAAGAACGUGACAGUGUCCAGACGGUGAGUUUGUAUUAUUGCUAUUAUGUACUAACACUGUUCGUCAUACUGUUCGUUAUAAACGUGAUUCACACAUGUACCCAGUACAUGUAAUCUUAUUAUUUUCGCUCAUUGUAGUUUAUACAUGUUUCGUUUAGGCAAAAAAUGGCCUGAGCAAUGUUCAUUUGAGAAUAUGUAAUGUUGUUCAUUGUGACUGUUCACUCUAAACGAAGGAUAAUGAUCAUCUAACAAUACAUGAAUAAACUUUGUUUACAUAGUUUAAUACUUUGCCUGUCAAGAAUAUGCACAGACAUAUACAGUGUACAAUUGAGUGACAGUACAUUUUUGAAAGCUUUAACACAUAUGAUUUGUUUUAUUACAUACUCUGUAUAAUUAUGCAUAUCCUUGCCGAAUAAAAUAUCAAAUUAUGUAAAAAGAGUUUACCCGUCUAUACAAGUCUAUAGAGGAAUUUGUGGUAAAAAAUAUCAGUAUUUCACUGUGCUUGAGUCUUAAAGUUUGCAUUUAAUUAAUGAUAAAUAUCUUUACAUUUCAGAAUCUUGUGGAAGCAAUGGAUUUAAUUUUAAAUGCCCUAAGAGCGUCAGCCUAAAUGUCCUAUACAGUGUCAGCCAGCUACAUUUGCUGAUUUGGUUAAAUAAUGAAUUGCCAGGUGCACCGCUUCAACCAGACAUAGAGGAAAACCCAGAAAAUGUCCCAGAGUGUUGCGAAUGUGGAUGCUGUGUUGCAAUGCCAACACAAUUGGAAAACAAAUGCUGUACACAAACAAUACAGCCUUGCAUGACCCUAGCCCCUCUGUUCCCACAGUUAGUACUUGAUGGAAACGUUCUGGACCUCGCCAGGCAUUACAGGGCCGGGAAGAAUGUUUAGUGUUAAAUAAUAUUAGAAACAAUGAAAAUGUUCACCAUGCUGCUUACAAACAAUAUGUACUCUGGCAACAUGAAAAGAUAAGGAAGUGGGAACAGGAGAAUGAUUCCAAGGAAUCCAAGCUGUUGUGUUACAGCAAUACGGAAAAAAUAUCCUUCUCCAAAUGGGAUAUACUCUGGGUAUCAACCUGCUAGAUUGUAAAUAUUUGUUGCAAAUGUUGUUAUUAUGUUAUUGAUCAUUGAGGAAAACUUUAUUAUUUCAUUAACCCAUUUUACUGCAAUUAUCUCGAUCCCAUGACAGAGAGGAUCAUUUUAAAUAUUUUGAAAGAACUUGGGUAAUUCACACCUGCAUGCAUGUUAAGGCCCACUCACACAAGCGAUUUUAAACUGUGAUUUUCUCCUUUCGGGAUACAGUAUGUGAUUUAGCAAAAUUACAGGAAAUAUUACUUUGCAAGGCUUAGCUCAUAUAUUUGUUGUGAUAUUCACUCAAACACACACAACAAAAGAAGAAAAUUGCAGUUCAAAAUUGCUUGUAUGAACUAGCCUUUAUAGCCCCAUUGCUUUAAACUUAUUUUAAGCUUUCUCUGUCUACUAAACACAGCAAAUUCUGCUAACAAAUGAAAGCCUUUAUCAUGAUAAUUGGUUAAAUCUUUAUGGACAGUAAUAUUUCAUUUUAUAAAAGACAAGUUAUCAAAUACAUUGGAUGUUCCAGCACAACAUUUGACACUGACGUUGAUAUUUUUAUUCUUUAAAAUUACUCCUUGCCCCUUACUUCAGCCUGACCCACUAGUUGGGUCCAGGAGUUUGUAUAAUCAGAAUUUUCCCUUUCCAAGGUUGACUGUCUUUCAGGGAUUAUGAGCUCCACCUACCCAGCAGUUUUAAGUGCCAGACACUUGUCUACAGUGAUCAUUUGAAUCUUAAGACUAAUGGGUUUCAACAAGUUCUUUGGCUGAAGGAGGAGGGGCAGGGGCUAUGUUAGGGGCACUUUGCCUUCGGUCAUCACUUCCAUUACCAAUCCCCAUACCUAAAGAAGACUUACAAUUAAUUUUAUUCCUGUUUAAAUGCACAUUAGUGCCUGCUGAGCAAUGUGUUUUAAAAGCACUUAAUCAAGCCAAAUUUUGAUUUUAUUACUGCAUGUUCAUUCAAAUCAAAAUUUGGCUUCCAAAAAAGCAUUUAAGUGCUCUAAUUAAUGCUCUAAACAUAUCAAUCAGCAGGUGCUACUGUGCCCUUAACAUGCCUACAGAAUGAUCAAAAGAUUUGUUUGAAAAUGUGAUAAGAAAAUGGAUUUCACAAUAAACCCAAAAGUCAUAUUUCUUCUCACCAGGAUUCAGGAAAGCAUAAAAUGUUAUACAUACCUUCAUUGUAAGAAGUUGUAUAAUGUAUUCGUACUGCUUAGGAGUAAGAAUCUUUACAUGAUUCCAUCACUGUUUCCCUUGCUGAACAUAUACUGAAAAUAUACUUGCUGAACAUAUACUGAUUACUGAACAUAUACUUGCUGAACAUUGUCUGCAUAGCUGGCAAUGGCUCAUGGCUGCAUUGUUUCAUAUGUCUGCUGAUCCGUCUGGGUUUCCACAGCGCUAUAAGUGCACAAUAAAGUUUUGUAAUGACGAAAUAUAACAAUAUUAACAUAAUUGAAAUAUCCCAAUAAACAAUUAAAUCUGUUUUGAUGUUUCGUAUACAAGCUCGAUCAGCAGAGUAUUCCACCGGCCAAUACUACAAUUUCGAUGCAUACCUUUUCGCGAAAUAUUCUUUUCGAUCUCCUGGUUGGUUCUGGAGGGCAAUUGAUAAAACUAGAAUAGUGAAGCGAAUAGUGCGAAUAGUCGACGAAUAGUGCGAAUAGUCCACGAAUAGUCCACGAAUAGUGCGAAUAGUCAUAGUCCGCGAAUAGUUGACGAAUAGUACGAAUAGUCCGCGAAUAGUCGACGAAUAGUACGAAUAGUCGACGAAUAGUGCUAUAGAGACUUUGCAAGACUUUCCACCGUGCUGUAGAACUAAAUUUACCGAAGCGGGGCGGGGGGGGGGCUCUAUUGACAAACAUGAAAUCGUGAAAACAUUCGUUGAUGUCAAUGACGUCAUACGCAAUCGGUAUAAAUCGGGGGAGGGGGGGGUGGGGGGCAAGGGCAGUACUUUUCCGACAAAUCGAAAAAAUUUUCAGACAAAACAAAAAGUUUUCCGGACGACAACAUUUUAAACCUUCACACCCCCUCCCCCCUCGACAACUUUGACAAUUUCCGACAACCUUGACAAUUUUCCGACAAUUUCCGGCAGCAUUGGCAAUUUUCCGACGGGUGUCAACAAUAGGGGAGGGCCAUGCCCCCCCCCUGCCCCCACCCCUCGGCCACGGCGCCACUGAUGACAAUCACUAGAAUGACGUUUUCCACUGGGCGAAUUUGUUCGCGCGAAGCGACAAGUAAAAGAGUAGGAACUGAUCCAAUUUUUUCGCUGACCAAUCACAUUGCCGAAAUUUGGUUUUCGCUUCGUGCGAACAAAUUCGCCCAAAAACGGGCCUAAAUAAUAAAUCGAUAUCUUCUCUUGUUUCGUGAUGUAAAUCACGUUUUCCAAGCACACGAAAUCACUUAAGCCCUUAAAUCUUCACUUACAACGCCAUAACUUACAAGUAAAAUUCCUAUAAAAUUCCAUCAGUAAAAUUUAUGACUCAUAUGGUUACCACUUACCAUCAGGAAUGAUUAUAAAUUUUAAAAAAUAUGGAAUAUGUUUCCUGACUAUGACUGAAUUUUAGUCGAAAGCUACAAUAUUAAAAUGUUUAUUUUCGAAGUUACCGGUGUUUUAUAUUUUAUUGAAAUACUCAGUGGUUCCCGUAAUUUUUACCGGUUACGUAUGACGUCAUUGACGUACGUCAACGAAUGUUUUCACGAUUUCAUGUUUGUCAACAGAGCCCCCCCCCGGUAAAUUUAGUUCUACAGCACUGCUGCAAAGCCUUACAAAGUCUCUAUUGCACUAUUUGUCGACUAUUCGUACUAUUCGUCGACUAUUCGCGGACUAUUCGUAUUAUUCAUCGACUAUUCGCGGACUAUUCGCACUAUUCGUCGACUAUUCGCGGACUAUUCGCACUAUUCGUCGACUAUUCGCGGACUAUUCGUACUAUUCGUCGACUAUUCGCACUAUUCGCUUCACUAUUCUAGUUUUAUCAAUUGCCGUUCUGGAGACCAGAAAUGCAUAUUUGGAAGGAUUUGCCUUUGAAACUCUCAAGUAGAUGGUCGCGAGUCGCCAUUGUCAACUUUGUUGUAGCGUGUUGAAAUUGAUAUUUGAUAUGCAUUUCCAUUUGUAACAAGAGCUUACUUAUCCAAUGACUGGGGGAAAUUCAUAUUAUUUUGUAUAAUUUAAUUUUGCCAAUCCGACACCACAAAAUACUUUCACGUUUUAAUAGUUUCACCCAGCAAGAUACACAAGCGGCUUCAUACACAUUAUAUAGUUUCUAUUUGAUUUUGAAACAAUUGCACAACGGAAUAACUUAUAUUCGUAAAAACACACUUUAGAUACAUCUUUUUAGAUAUAAAGUUUCUUUUUUGACCGUAUUUCUUGCUUUGAUGUGGAUAUAUAAGCGAGUUAAAAACAAUUAGAAUUUUGGCACUCCUGUGCGUCAGCCAUCUUCUCUGAAAUGCUAUCAGUUUAUAGCAUUACGUAAUAUUUUUCUAUGACAAUGUUUACAAAAUGUGUACACAUUUGAGACAUGCGCAGAAUGGACUGUAACCCAGCUUUAAAGGAAUCAAGGAACCUCAGUUUUCUUAUGAUCUUCCUUUUUUCACCAUCUUCACCCUUAAACUCAUCAACCUCGACUUCUUUGGUAAAGGAAAUGUACUUCUCUUCCGUUUUAGGGAUACAAUUGAUAUUACCGCUGCUUACCCCUAAGUUUCUGAUGAAUAGGUGGGCGUCAUACCCUUCGAGGUUGUGGAAGAGUACGGGAAUGAAAUUAGGAUGCUUCAUUUUGAUGUUGCACGUAUUAUGUGCCGCACCCCUAUAUGUCCCGGUGUAGUAACAAUGAUCCCUAACCUUAUGGUUUUCCUCGGUGAAUUCUGCGUUACAGACGUAGCAUUCGAUUGCGUUCUCAUGAUUGAUUGUGCCUUCGGGAGACAUUUUGAUAGGUUUUUCGAUUUUGAACCUAUUGUAUAUGUUGUGAAUCUCCUCCUCAAGAAGGUCUACAAACUUUUUGGUAACGUCUUCUCCCUCAUGCUGUUUGGUAUAGUGUACCAGCUUAGGCUCGUAGAUGGAGUUAUCGAAACACUUGAUGUAGUAGCAAAAUCCGCUGGGAUUAUGCUUUUGGUAUUGGAUGGUGCUUGACAUGUUGAGGUUUUGUUCCACCGUGUCCAACCCUUCGAUGUAGCACUCAAAAUCUGCGUAGAUGACGAACGGAACGGUCUGUAUCCUUUCAUCAUUUUCAAACUUUGUAAUACUACCGUGUUUCGGGUAUUCAUACCUUUGAUAGUCGCUGCCUGAACAUAAUUCCAGAUGGUUUUGUAAGAGCUCAUCCGAACCGAAUGCGUUAAGGCAAUAAUCACAGAUAUACUUCCUGUGCCCGUAAUCAUUAAUUUGUGUACUUACGAGUCUGGACAUAUCCUUGAUAACGCUGUAGUGGUUUUUCCAUAGGAAUAACCUUGUGAGCUGGGAUCCCAUUCUCAAUUUGGUUAAGGGUAUAUCUUUAGGCUCUCGUCGGCGCUGAAUACGUUUACGCCGGUGUUGUUAUUUUUUAUUUUUUUUUUUAUAUUGUUUAGAGGGGUUGGGAACUCUAUUCCUUCCCAGUCUAGUUCCUUAGCCUGUUUUCUUAGGAUCCUUGUAAUUCUUUCAGGGUUUUGUCGACUGGGUACAGCGCGCGGGUCACAGCCCACUUGAAGCACUCAUGGUCGUCAUUCUUCAUGUUGAUGAUCGCUUUCUUUUUUUCGAUCGACUUAGGUAGCGGCAUGUGGUUCUUUCCCUUCAGCGGUUGGAAUUCUCCGAUAUGGAUUCCGAGAAGAUCUACCCUUCGGAGCCUCCACCCACUACCACGCUUUUGGUACCCUGAAAAGAACUUCAGAAUUUUUUCCCUCAUGGUGGUAAGAGCCUCUUCCGUGUGGUCCGUGCCGACGAGUUUAUGGGUUUUUGACCUGACGUGGGUCACGACUGAUACUUCCUCCCCAGUUUUCGGAUCAUUUCUUACCAUUUCACAUGUUAGGGACAUGUUUACGUUUCUCCGUUCCGUUUCGGAAUUUAUGAGCGCCUCAACCUCGUCCUUUAUGAUAUUCAGGAAGUGGACUGGGUCGUACGCACCUUUGGGAUUGAUAACAUACUUCUUCACCUUCUUUUUAAUACCGUGUUUGGUUAGGAUGGGUUUUAUGUCCUCUUCUGGAUUGGCGUCGUACCACUGUUCGUCCUCAUCGUUAAAAUUCUCCCUUGCGUCGUACCAUUGGUCUUCUUCUUCCUCUUUGCCACUGUACAGUUUGACAACCUUCUUCCUCAUGGUGUUAAAUGCGUCGGACACACCUUUCCUGAUGGAUGACGGUACGUGGGUGGUUAGCCAGUUGUGCCACUCCCUUAGGGUUCCGGAGAUGCUAGACUUGGACUUGCAGCUAGCCUCUGUUGUUUCCAUUCUUUUAUUAUAGAGAAAAAUUUAUUUUUUUUACGUGUGGUAUAACCCAGAAGUCAAUUCUAUUUUCCAGACCCACAAGGUUUGGAAUAACAAUGGAACAGGCUAACUCCACUCCAGGUCUGAAAGAGGGAGCAGGAAGAGGACUGAAGGAGCGUACCCUUUUUUUAUAUUGGAAAAAAAAUUAAAAAGUGCUGAAUCAGCUUUUUUCAACAGGAAGUGACGUCAUAGGUCACGUGAUCCAAAUCUGCGCGGAAAGGGUGCACAGUGGGAGACUUUGGGGAGGCUUUGGGGAGACUUUGGGGAAACUUUGGCGAGGCUUUGCAUGGAGAGACUUUGGGGAAAAUACUUCUCAAGGCCCGUAGAUAUAGCCACUUCGGAAAGUAAACGGUUCAUAUUUAAUGCGAUUUUAGGCGAUCUAAGGCGAUUUAAGAAAAUUUUUUUAAAUUUUAGGGAUUGCAAUUUAGGUGUUUUCAAAGGAAUUGAAUUUUAUAUUUUGCUCCGGUUCCCUCCCACAGGGCAAAAUUGGCAGGGUGGGUUAGGAUAAACACAGUUAGGAAAGUAAUAUCAUAUCCUCAUUGUUGUAAAGAUAAAUAGUCUGCUAACAUAAGUAAUCAUAGUACUUGAUGUAAUCGGUCACUGAAAAGCCCCAAUGUGGGGAGUGAGCUGAAUAAUAAUGUAAUGUUUCCACACACAUAUGCAUUGUAUGAAGUAAAAUACAAUUAUUAGAACAUGUAUGUAUAUUUUAUAUAAAGCUAGGUUAACUAAUUAUUGUAUUUGAUCUGAUUCACAUAUAAAGCUCAAUAUUCAUGAACUUUUCAUCCAUUCUCUAUUUAGAAGCCAUUGGGGUUCAUCUUGUGUGGAUCAUGUGGUCAUUAAUGGCUACAUUAUAUACCACAAAUAUUGUAAACAGUUAACAGACACUACUUAAGGGCCAUGCACUACACAUGUCUUAAACUUUAUUAUUAUUAAUUUAUGUCUAGUUAAAAUUGCAAAAUAUAAUAAAUAUUUGAUUUCCAAAACACAAGGGGUAGGGGGUAGAAACACACAAUGUAUUUAUACAGUAUAACUGAAUAAGCUAUAAUCCUAUAAAUUACCUUGUCACCCUUGUAAGUAAAAUUGUCUUGUUUUGUAUCAUGUCAAAACUUCUUUAUUUAGCUUGCAUUUUAUUUAGACUGUUUCAAUCUCGUAAUGCUACAAACAUAUUUAUAAAGUAUUCGGAAACUGUCGGCGUAAUGCCGUAAUGUUUAAAUUACAUGAAGUAUAUCGUAUAUAAAUUAAAAACAAAAUAAUACAGUGUUAAUUUACAAAUGGCGCACUACAUCGUGGUUUUAGGUUCUGCAAACAAACAACAACAAAAGAUCUAUUGUAUGGUAUGUACGAUGUAAUCAUUGUUUUACUGUUUAUUGUAUAUACAGGUCUGGAAAAUUUAAUAGACGAGAGUUGCAAAUCGCUCAUAACCUCACGUAUAUUUUUCGUUUGAUAGCCACUAUAAUUAUAACUAGGAGGCUGGAGCUAGAGUAUAACCAUGCACAUGUCGAAGUACAACCAUUGUAUACAAUGCAGUGCUCGAUGUUACAUGCAACAGUGCACAAAUUACACGAUGACUUUAUUAUAUAAAUCAACACUCGUACUCAUUGACUUUCGUAGUCUCCUACUGUUGUUCUAAUUAACAGCAAUUAGGCUUGGAGAAGCCAUGCAGAUUAUAGAUUAAUUUGUAGCCCAGCCUCCAUUUACACCAAUAAUGAAAUUAGCUCAUUCUGGUAACUAGCUCAAUUUUGUUGCUGGUAGUGUAUAGGAUCUAUGGGUCUUUCAGAUCCCAAAAUUACCUAAUUAUUGUAAAGGCUCUGUUUUUGUCAAUGACCGGUGCCUAUUGAGUGACCAAAAUAUUGUCAGCCUAAUCCACUUAUUUGAUUGCUAAUCCAUGUUGCAUUACUUUUGAUUGCAAAGCACCUGGUUACAUGAUUUGCCCGUAAAAUAGCAGCAAUUGAUAAACUUGAGCAUAUGGACUGAAUGUAUCAAGCAGAAUGCAUGUUGGCGAUUUUAAGCGAUCUUAGGCGAUUUUAGGCGAUUUAAGAGAAAUUUGAAAAUUUUAACCCGCGAUUUAAUGCGAUUCUAGGCGAUUUAGGGCGAUUUUAGGCGAUUUACCGCCCCAGAGUAGGCCUGUGUCUGUUUCAAAUGCAAACACAUUCAAAACUAUUACUACCGAUCAAUUAAUAAUUUAAGCAAGGGUCUUGGAAAAUUCAUUGGAUGUCUUAGAUGGAAAUUUUAUUCUAAUUACAUUGAAAGAAUUGUUUCAAAGCACCAGCAAACAAUUCAUAGUCUGUUUCUGGAUUCAAGUCUUAAUAGUGACAUUCAAAAUUUUGAUGACUUCAAUAAGGAUUUGGAGGCAGAAUGUCUCUCUAGUUUGGCGGAAAAUGAAAGAUCCCAAAGUCUUGCAUACAAGGUUGAUAAGCUAAGUUGCACAAUAGAAAGCAAAUUUCCCUAAUGGAAAGUUAUUGCUGACAUCGAUAAAUCAGAAGUGCAUUUAUUUUAUCUGGAUAACAACCACGUUGUACAUGAGAUAGUUAUAUUGGCAGAUGGUAGGUAUUACUUUGUUGUUAAAGAUAAACACAAAUCUUCAGACUUGAUAGACAGCAUACCACAAGCAAUACAUUGCAAAAAUCAGUUGUACUUGGUAAUGAAGUCACUUGAAAACUGAACAUUUGUUCCGGAAUUUUAGUUGAAAAGUAUAUGAGUCUGCUGCCUGAGGAUAGCACUUCUCCAGUGUUUAAUUAAAACCAUUCACGGUGACCCUGGUGCAUUUGUCGAAACAAUGCCCACAUCUGCUGAUAAGAAGUGUAUAAGAUCCACAAAGUGUUCUUUUCUUAUUAAAGAUAUGUGUUGCAAAGAAUGUAUAUACAAACUGAGCACUACAUGAGGACCCUUAAGUCUAGAAAUCAGAAUAAUAACAGUAACUCUAAACAUACUCGAUUUAACUAUACAUGUCAAAAGAAAGGCUUAUAGAAAAUAGUGAAGAAAUGGCAGCAAAGAUCAAUAGAAUGCAGGUUAAGUUAAAGCGGCUGGAGCAAAAUCAGCAAGAAAUGAGCACAGCGGGAAACAAUACUGAUUCUGUUUUCAGAACAUUAUUUAAACAGUUGUACGAAGGUAUUAGUAAAAAUAUAGAGAAAAAUGAAGCUAAUGUUUGUAAAUUGGGAGGAUUGUUUGCCAUUAGAACACAAGUUUGAAACAGCAGAAUUACUUCAGAAACAUAUAUCUACUUGUCAUAUGCCAACAGUUUUGGAUAAAGCUCCAAUUAAUAGGACAUAUCAAUGUAAAUGGAUUGGCUGUGACAAAACGUUUUGCAAAAAGAAACUUCUUAAAUCUCACAUAAUUGAACAUACCGGAAAUGAAUCGGAUACAUUUUUCCUAACACUCUUGCAAGACCAAGCCAAAGCUUUGAAUAUGCCUUCCAGACAAAUGAGAUGGCAUCCUCUGGUGUUGAAGUGGUACCUUCGUAUUUAUUCUAAAUCGCAUAGCAUCUAUGCUGACCUUCGUGAAUCUGGAUUCUUAAAACUUCCAAGUGGCAGAACUCUUUCCGACUAUAAAAAUGUUUGUUCGUCACAAUCUGGGUGGCAAAUAUCUGUAUUGGAUGCUGUUAUGUUUGUACAUCCGUAUGUAUAACAUUUAUUAGACUAACACUAAUGUGAGUACAGCAACUCUUAUAUAGCUAAGUUUAUACAUAAAUUAACAUAUUAAACAAUAAUACAACAUCCCUCUUCUUAAAUAAGAAAAGUAUCUACACUAAUCUAUAUACGUAUAAGUUGUUCUUUUUCUUUUGUUUUUUUUUUAAGUCAUUGUUCUAAAAUUAUCUAAUUGAUCUAAAGUUUAAUUAAUUGUCAAACAACUAUUAUCUAAUGUUCAUAACUAAUAGUCCUUAUACCUAUUUGGUUUCCUAAUUAUUCUUCCACUUCUAGACUUUAGUGGAGAUGCACUAAAUUGUUUAUCAAGUGUUACCGGUAAUUGUUCCUCUGAUGUUUCUUCUGUAGAUACUGCAUUAUCACCAUCAUUUGCUGGUUCUGUACCAACUGCAUUCUCUUCAUUGCUUUGACUAAUGGGAUCAUCACAAUCUUCUUUUCCAAAUGACUGUGAAUUUCCUUCUUUCGUCUUGAGAAUGUGUUUCCUGUUUCUUCUGCAAGUUCUUCCAUCUGGACUUUGCACGAUAUAUGACCUUGGUGUGUCUGCUUGACUAGUUACCACAGCUGGAUUCCAUAUUUUUCCUUGCUUUAUGCGAACUUGCUCGCUUUGUGAUAUUGUAGGAAGUUCUUUGGAGCCUCGGUCAUAAUACAGUUUCUGAAAGGUUUUCUUAGUUAUUAACUUCGAACUCGCUAGAUCUUCAUCAAUGACUUUAGGUUGUAACAGAGACUUCGUUGUGGCAACAACAGAUCUUAAUCUUCUGCUCAUCAGUAAUUGCGCUGGUGAACUGAUCAAUGGGUGUAUUUCGAUAUUCUAGCUAAAAUACUAACGUAAGGAUCUUUUCCAUCUCUGUUUGCUUUGUUUAAUAAGUUUUUGACAGUCUGCACCGAUCUUUCAGCUAGACCAUUAGCUUGUGGAUGUUAUGGACUGGUCGUCGUGUGUUGAAAAUUCCACUCUUGCGAAAACUUUCCAAAUUCUUGUGAUGAGUACUGCGGACCAUUAUCACUCUUUACUUCUCUUGGAAUCGCGUGUCUGGCGAAUAUAGAUUUCAUGUAAGUAACCAAGGUGCUGCUCUUAAUAUCUGGCAACUUCGCAAUCUCAAAAUAACGUGAAAAAUAGUCCACAACUAAUAGAUAGUUUGAAUUGUUCCACUAGAACAAAUCAGUGGCGACAGUGUCCCAUGGAAUCGUGGGAGUUGGUUGAACAAUCAUGGGCUCUUUCUGGUUUGAUGGUCAAUAUUCUAGACAGGUAGGACAUUUCAAGACCAUUUCUUCUUUCUGUGAAUUCAUCCCUGGCCAAUACAGAACAUCCCGUGCACGUUUCUUGCAUUUUCGGUUCUCAUGUGUCCAGCAUGAAUCUUUUCCAACAUUUCUGGUCGAAAGGAACUUGGGAUGAUGAUCUUUCCAUUCUUCAAAAGAAUUCCAUCAAUCUCUGAGAUUUCUUCUCUGCAAUGGCAAUACUCCCUAAUUUUGACUGGCGUUUCUCGUUUUGUAUCUGGCCACCCGCUCAAAACGGUCUUCUUCAGCUGCCGUAGUGAUUCAUCUUCUUCUGUGGCCAUCCCGAGUCUCGCCAUCAUGUCAUCUGUCGCAGGAAGAUUGGACAUCACCAUGUGAACAUAGCAAGAUAUUUCUUUCUCUAACUCUGAAUCUGUAGUGGGAAGUGGUGCCCGUGAUAGAGUGUCCGCUACCACAAGAUCCUUGCCCGGCUUAUGCUUGUAGGUAAAAUCAUAUUUCUGUAAUCUUAACAACAUCCUUUGCAAUCUGAGAGGAGCGUCAUGUAAGCAUUUCUUUAAAAUGAUCUCAAGUGGCUUAUGGUCAUUUUCUACAAGAACUUUCACGCCAUAGGUGUACGCAUUGAAUCUUUCAAGAGCAAAUAAAACAGAGAGUAGUUCUUUCUCAAUUUGUGCGUAUCCGGUUUCUGCUUCAGUCAUAGAACGAGACGCAUAGGCAAUCCGUUGUUCUUCCUGGAUCAGAACUGCACCAAGUCCAUUCUGCGAAGCAUCACAACGCACUAUAGCCGGUUUAGUUGGAUCAAAAAACUUUAGAACUGGUUGCUGGGUAAGAAUUUCUUUAAUCUCAUCAAAAGCUUUUGUCUGCUCGUGCGACCAUUAGAACUCGAUAUCUUUCUUCAGCAGUUCUCUGAUUGGCGCUGUUAUCGUUGCUAGGUUAGGUACAAAUUUUGCUAAGUAAUUUACAGUUCCAAGUAAUCUUUCAAUCUCCUUCUUCGAAGAGGGUGUUGGCAUAUCUUGAAUUGCUUUAAUCUUCGACUCGUCAGGUUUCACACCGUCUUUCGUGAAGUUGUGACCACAAUACGAUACUUCAUUCACAUUGAACUUGCACUUGUCUGCAUUUAAUGUGAGGUUUAUUUCUUCACAUCGUUGUAAGGUGGCUUCUAAUCGUGCGUCGUGCUCUUGUUCAUCGAUCCCCAAAUGAGUAUGUCAUCAAUCUCAGUGGCUACGCCUUCGAGGUCAUCAAGAUGCUGCGAAAUUCUCUUCUGGAAAACUUCCUGCGCAGAUUUAAUGCCGAGAGGCAUUCUCGUGAAACAAUAUCUGCCAAAUGGUGUGCUGAACGUCGUUAGAAGUUGGCUUGGCUCAUCCAAUGGUAUCUGCCAAUAACCAUGUCUUGCAUCUAGUUUGGAGAACACUUUCGCACCCGAUACCCGAGAAGCUAUUUCUUCUACCGUUGGUAAUUGGAAAUGUUCCCGUCUUGUCGCUUCAUUUAGAUGCUUCGGGUGUAGGCAUAUUCGUAGUCUCCCCGUGCCUGGUUUCUCCACUAUUGCAAUUGAGUUGACCCAGUUAGUCGGUCUGUCCACUUUACGAAUAACUCCUUGCUUCUCCAUAUCUUCUAAUUCAAGCUUUAAACGACCUUUUAUUGCUACAGGAACUUUUCUCGCUGCAUUUAUUACAGGUGAUACCUCCGGAUCCAUUUCAAUGUGAUAUGGCUCCCUCAGGCAACCCAAGCCUUUGAAUACAUCGGAGUAUUUCUCCUUAAGAUCUCCCUCUUUAUUAGUGCUCAUCACAACUUUGAUUAUGUCGAGUUCUUGCGACGCUUGAAAACCCAGUAUAGGAUACUGAUCUGUUUUGCUCACAAAAAAAUUUAGCCGUCUGUUCAUACAUUUCAACGUGCAUUUGCCAACAAGAUUAAGCUUAUCUCCAGUGUAGCUUGUCAAUGAGGUCCUUGAUGCUUGAAUUGGUUCUUUAGGUCCUUUCAAUUCUCGGUACAUCGACAUGGGAAUUAUGUUCGCUUGAGAUCCUGUGUCAACCUUAAACUUGAUCGGUGUUUCAUUAACCUCUAGAGUUAUAAAACACUCGUCUUUCGUCAAUUCUGUUUUAGUCGACUGUUCGGGUUUCUUAUCAACCGUUCCAACAAAUAGAAUAUCCGGAUAUGUAUGCAUUUGAUCAAUUCCAUGUACUUUUCUUGAGCGACAACACUUCGCAAAAUGAUUUGGUUUUCUGCAUGCAUGACAGACUUUGCCAUAUGCUGGACAUUGCUUGCUUGGAUGGUCUCGCCCGCAUUUGCUACAUUUUAUUACUUCGCUCGAGCCGCUCGAGGAUAUCUUCUGUUUUUCUCGCCCAAACUUCGCUGGUCUGCUUUCAUUAUUCCCUUUUCUUGAACUUUUCUUCACUGAACUUACUUUAAAACUGUCAUCUUUCGUUAGGUCUUUAAGUUGUUUACGCGAUUCUUCGUCUGCUUUACAUAUGCUAAUGCCUUUGUCUAAAAUUAAAUUGUCUUCUCGAAACAUUCGAGCUUGAAGUCUGUCCGCUUUUAUGCCACAAAUGAUUCGAUCCCGAAUUAACUCUUCUUCUAGUUCUCAAAAACGACAGUUUUUCGCCAAAAGCCGUAGUUCCGUAACGUAUUGGUCAACUGAUUCGGUUUCGCCUUGCACACGUUUAUUAAAUUUGUAUCGCUGCAUUGUUGUAUUCUGCUUCGGUAUGCAAUACUCUUCAAACUUUUGUAUUAACGGUUUUAUUUUGUCUACUUCGCUUGUCUCAAAAUCAAAUGUGUUAUGGAUAUCUCUGCCAUCUUGACUAAUGAUAUAUAAGAAAGCGCUGCAUCUCUCUUUCUCAGAUGCGUCUUUCAUGCAGACAGCCAUGUAUAAAUUGAAACCGAACUUCGUUGCCAAGUUCGGAAGUACAUCGGCAAACUUCGGAACUUCGCAACCAACUUCGGAAAAAUUCGGCAAAAGUUAUGUGAAAUCGACUGUAAUAUUCAUGAAAACUUAGCACUACUGUAUAGUAGUAGGCGUAUUAUAAUAGUUUUGUUUGUGGAAACACCACGUAAAUUUAUUACUGCAAAGCUUUCGAUCCGUGAGCCCGGAUCUUCAUCAGUGCUAAUAAUAUGUCUGAUGAAGAUCCGUGCUUACGGAUCGAAAGCUUUGCAGUAAUAAAUUUACGUGGUGUUUCCACAAACAAAACUAUUAUAUGUUUUAUCGCCAUGCAAACAUACAAAGAAGUAGGCGUAUUGUGACAAUUUUACAGUCGUGCCAAUAGAAGCGUUCCGAAAAAUGUUGACCAAUUCAUUUCCUAACUUGAAAGAACACCUCUGAACGAUUCCUCAACAAUUUGAUAAGUUCCCUAAAACAAUAAAUUAGCUUUCCUUUAAACAAUAAAGGAAAGCUAAUCUGGAAGGAUUCGUUCGAAGAAUUAAAGAAAUUUGUCGAAGAAUUUUUACCGACAACUGAUGGCGAAUGGGGCUGCCCAGGUGGCGACGUGAAGCAAUACAAAUCUGUAGAUUUAGAUCUUAGAUGCCAUCCGAGUACUCGUUCAAUAACUCUAAAUGGGAAGUUAAAGGAGGGUAUCAACGAAAAACUGAUUCAUCUAGACUAGUUACUGGUCAAUUAAACAAUAAAGUCACCGAACACGCUGCUACAGAUAAGUUUUGCAUGAAUGAACCCGAGCUUUCUGACUGUAAUUGUGCUCAUCUUAACGCCGAUAUGGGGGUAUUAAACUAGAUUUGACGAUUUUAGAAUCGCGAAUGCUUGCCGCAGUGUCUGAAAACGAGCAUGAGUCGGAUAUUAUCUCGCUAAGAGUAAAACUAGUAGACAUGGAAGCCGUUGUACAUAAUCAAGAGACGAAAUUAUUUCCCGACUUAGCGAAGAAAAUCUAUUCUUUAGGUCAAGGUUAUUGAACCUUGAAAAAUUAGUGCAUUUCAUGUCCCAAGCGGAGUAUCGGAACAAAAGCAGUGGAGCGAUUAACCUAUCUAAUAUUACAAAAGAACCCUCAACGCGUAACCGCAAGCAAUCUAUUAAUUUGAAUAAAAACAGUUUGAGUUCACCUCGAAAUAUCGAUAACAAUCUACCUCACGAUAACCAACAAUAUGUUAGUCCGUCCGUAAGUAAUAUUGAUUUUACGGCAGACGUGCCCCAGCCUAAUUCUCAAACUAAACAGAAAGUAGAUCUUACGGCAGACGAUCGUAUGGCAGACGAGUCCCAGCCUAAUCCCCUAAUUAAACAGAAAGUAGAUCUUACGGCAGACGAGCCUCUGCCAAACCCCUUAAUCGCCCAGAAUAAAGAAAUUAACUUACCCAAGAACGGGAAUUCAAACUCGAAAACAAAAUUUUACCGCGUCAGUAACCAAGAUAAAAAUAACGAGUACGUCAACUCUCCCAAAAGCUCUAUCCCUUGCCCCUUUCUAUCCCGCCGAGGAUGGUGCGCUAAAGGGAACCGUUGUGAUUUUCAGCAUAAAGGGACUGGUCGUGACAAACACAAAAUAUCCUGUCCUUUUCUACGAAGGAAUGGUUUUUGUUUGAAAGGGGAUCCGAUCGAUGUGAUUAUUCUCAUAUCGGUUUUUCUCAUGGUAUGGUGGCUCCCAGAGCCAGGAUGAAUGCCACUGCUUAUCCAAGUUCUUCCCUACAUACCCCUAUCUAUCAAUGUGCUCCCUUUUCAACCAGUACGAGACACAACACAAGGUCACCUUUUUUGUCCCAUUCCCCCUGGCCUAUGAUUCCUCCUCCCCCCCUGAUGAAUGCUCUUACUUGUCCCCCGCUGACAUACUGAACAUCCGCGAUCAUAAACUCAUGACAUCUCCCCCUUAUCAGGAAAACCUACAAAACAUAACGGUUAGAAUCACAAACCGAAGUUUUAACAAAUCUUAUAAAAUACCCUCAAGAUCGCACGGUAAUUUAAUUACUGUCUCAUUUAAAACCCAAAAUGAGAACAAAAAGAUGUUCGUGCCCAAAAUAUUACUCACAAACACCAUGUCACUUACCCCUAAAAUUGACGAAGUCUCUUGUUUUAUGAAAAUUCACAAUCCAGACGCUGCUUGUAUCACCGAAACUUGGCUCCAUGGAUCAAUUGACGAUUCGUGUCUUUAUAUAGAUGGAUAUAAUUUCAUCUUCAAAAACCGUUCAGUGGGCUGUCAUGGAGGUGUGGGUUUAUAUAUUAAGAACUCAAUAUCCUUUGAAUGUUUAGACCAUCUACAGCAUCCCUUGUUAGAGGUUCUCUGGGUACGUCUUACUCCCAAAAGAUUACCCCGUGGAUUUACCUGUCUUGUAAUUGGCGUAAUAUACCACCCACACUCACCGAUGAUCAUGAAAUGCUCAGUUACCUUUCAAUAUCACUUACCACCAUUGAAAGCGAUUAUCCAGGCUGUGGUCUAAUGUUAUCAGGAGACUUCAACCAAUUAAAAGUUAACCGUCUACUGAACCAGUUUCAAUGCAAACAAAUGGUCAAUGUUUCUACCAGAGCUGACAAGACUCUUGAUCUAAUUAUUACCAACUUAUACUCGUUUUACGCUAAAGACUCUGUGAGAAACAUCCUCCCUUUGGCCUCUCAGAUCACAAUGUGGUCAUUCUAAACCCUAAAAACAGAUGCGAUAAAUCAGGUAGUCGAAAGGUCGUCAUAAGUAGAGACAUGCGUCCCAGUAAAAAGAGCGAACUCGGAAGAUACCUAACCUCCUGUAAUUGGUCCAUCCUAAAUCAUCUCGAAACCUGUGAAGAAAAACUUGAGCUUUUCACUGAUCUUAUUAACCUGGGUAUCAAUAUCCUAAUGCCCAAAAGAAGAAUAACACUACAUGUGAAUGAUCCCCCUUGGAUCACAGCUAAUUUUAAGAUUCUUAUAAAAAAACGCCAAGCAGCAUUUUCUAACGGCAAUAACGAACUGUUUAGGUAUUACCGCAACCGAGUUAAUCGCGAAAGAAAAAAAUGCCGUGAAAAGUUUUAUUCGUUGAAGGUUGAACAUUUAAAAAAGUCAAAACCAAGUCGUUGGUGGAAAGAAGUAAAACAGAUUGCUGGUAUGACCCCCUCAACGGGAGCGGAAGAUCUAUAUAACCAAAUUCACAUUGACGAUUUUGACCGGAAGUCUCCAAAUGAGAUUGCAAAUCUCAUAAACACAGCCUUCCUAGACCCCAUGAAAACUUACCAACCUCUUACUUCUCUUUCCUCCUACGAUCCAAAUGACUCUGUCCUCCAUCUCGACGAAUUUGAUGUGUAUAAAGGGCUUGCCUCCCUUAACCCCAGAAAAGCCUCAGGCCCAGACGGUGUUCCGAAUUGGGUGUUAAACGAAUAUGCAGAAGUUCUCGCCCAGCCUGUCAGUUCGAUUCUCAAUAGCAGUUUUAAUGAACAACGACUCCCUGCCUCGUGGAAAGCAGCUGAUGUUGUUCCAAUCAUAAAAACGAAACCGGUAACCGAAAUUUGUAAACAUUUAAGACCAAUAUCCCUCACCCCAGCCCUUUCUAAAGUAGCAGAAGAAUUCGUUGUUUCUAAAUACAUUGGGCCAGCUAUUCUGUGUCAAAUAGACCCCAACCAAUUUGGAGUGAUACCAAAAUCCUCUACAUCUAUGGCAGCGAUAUCAAUGAUCCACAAUUGGUCCCAAUCAACUGAUGGCACUGGCGCAGCAGUCAGAGUAGCCCUGUUCGACUAUAAAAAAGCGUUUGACCUUAUUGACCAUUGUAUACUCGCUGAUAAGAUCUCCAGAUUACCAAUUCCGAAGGCAGUCGUACGCUGGACUAUUGAUUUUCUAUUGGACAGAAAACAAAGAGUUAAACUCGCAACCGACUGCGUUUCAGAGUGGGGUGCUGUCCCGGCUGGUGUCCCUCAAGGCACGAAACUUGGGCCAUGGCUUUUUCUAUGGAUGAUCAAUGAUCUUAAAAUCACUGAAGUAUCUACUUGGAAGUACGUCGAUGAUACAACCGUUUCUGAGGUUGUUAAAAAAGGCGAUACCAGCAAAGCCCAAGACGCAGUUACCACAGUAGAAAACUGGUCGAAUUCCAACAGAUUACUUCUUAAUGCAGAUAAAUGUAAAGAACUCCAAAUCGACUUUAAAUCCACGAAACAGAACUUCGACCCUCUUACAGUCUACGGGAAGAAAUUGCCGGUUGUCCAAAACGCUAAAAUUCUAGGCCUCACCAUCUCUAGUAACCUUAAAUGGACUAACCACAUUAACGAAGUCAUCAAAAAAGCUAACAAACGUCUUUACUUCAUUAUCUUACUUAAGCGCGCAAAAGUCAGUCCGAAAGACAUUGUAAACUUCUACUGUACAGUUAUCAGGCCCAUUUUGGAAUAUUGUGCCCCGGUUUUCCAUUACUCAAUCCCAUCCUUCCUGUCAGAAGAUCUUGAGACGGUACAAAAGCGAUCACUGAAGAUCAUUUUACCCGCGAACUCAUAUAGCGAAACUUUAGAAUAUUUUAAUCUUCAAACUUUGUUCCAAAGACGCGAAGAAAUGUGUAACAAACUUUUCACAAAUAUUACUAACAAUCCGACACACAAACUGCAUAAUUUACUGCCUCCCAAACAUGAGUCGGUUUACCAACUUAGGAACAAUAGACUCUUUGAACGAUUCGAAACUAAUACAGAAAGAUUUAAAAAAACUUUUAUUCCUAUGUCUAGUAACUUAAGUUAAUGUAAUUUUUAGUACUAAGCGUUUUAAUGACCAUUUGUAAAUAUGCCUAAUUAACCCAUAUUCUAUCUUUUAAAUAAUGUUUUAUAUACUCUUGUAAAUCACGCAAUUCAGCUGUCCAGCUGCAAGGUGAAUCUUAAAUACACUAUCUAUCUCAUCUAUCUAUAUAUAUCUAUAUAUCUAUAUAUAUAUCUAUAUCUAUAUCUAUAUCUAUAUAUAUCUAUAUAUCUAUAUAUAUAUCUAUAUCUAUAUAUAUCUAUAUAUAUAUAUAUAUAUAUAUAUAUAUAUAUAUAUAUAUAUAUAUAUAUAUAUGUACUACCUACAGUAUAUACUAAAACUGUCUGUACCAGUGUAGGUAGUACCAAUGUGAAAAUGCUGUGCUGAGUGGUUAUAUUACUACCUUAAAAAAUAAGCAGAAACUCGACGUUUCGAGCGAAGGCCCUUCGUCAAGAGUUAGUAGCAGGGGAUCGGGGAAAAUGCACGGGCUUUUAUACUAAGAGUAUGAAAGCAUCACGUGACAAAAAAAUAAACCAAUUAGAUGGAUUUAAUAAUAACAAAGUGUAAACAAAAUAUGUAAAUCGCAUUACAGAAUAUAAUAUAAUUAAAAAUAUAAAAAUAAACAGGAAGUUAAGACAAUUACUACAAAAAAUAAUAAUCAAAACAAAACACGAGUGGGAAUAAG
Molecule: messenger RNA, 20601 nt
Organism: Paramuricea clavata
Lineage: Eukaryota; Metazoa; Cnidaria; Anthozoa; Malacalcyonacea; Plexauridae
Source: the annotation of a GenBank genome assembly